AUGUCCCUUUCUUCCCAGACAACCGGACAGGAGCCAGGGGACAGCACAUCGCUGGGUUCCUUGGAGUCCAGCGUCUUCUGCAGUGAGGAGGAACAGGGGCCCUUGCUGCAGAAAGUUGACCCCUCCUUGGACUGUUUCACCAUCAAUGUGGGUGGCAGCCGCUUCGUACUGUCCCAGCAAACUCUGUCUUGCUACCCAGACACCCGGCUCGGCAAGCUGGCCGUGGUGGUGUCCGCUGCCCGGGAUGUAGCCUCUAGCCUCCUGGAGCUCUGCGACGAUGCCAACCUGGUGGAGAACGAGUAUUUCUUCGACCGGAGCUCGCAGGCGUUUCGCUACAUCCUGAACUAUUACCAGACAGGGAGGUUGCAUGUGAUGGAGCAGCUGUGCGCCCUCUCCUUCCUGCAGGAGAUCCAGUACUGGGGUCUGGAUGAGCUCAGCAUCGACUCCUGCUGCAGAGACAGGUACUUCAGGAGGAAGGAACUGAGUGAAGCUUUGGAUAUCAAGAAAGAUGCAGAAGAGCUGGAUGCCCAGGAUGAAGAAGAGGAUUUCUCUGGGAGUCUCUGUCCCAGUGUCAGGCAGAGGCUCUGGGAGAUGCUGGAGAAGCCUCGCUCUUCUGUAGCUGCCAGGACUUUUGGCACUCUCUCUAUGGCCUUUGUUGUCGUGUCCAUUGCCAAUAUGGCCUUGAUUUCUGUGGAGCUGAGCUGGUUGGCGCCCCCACUACUGGAUGCCCUGGAGUAUGUGUGCAUUGUCUGGUUCACAGCGGAGUUUGCCCUGCGGCUCCUGUGCACACGGGAUCGGUGCCGCUUCCUGAGGAGCGUGGCGAACAUCAUAGACCUGCUGGCCAUUUUACCCUUCUACAUCACCCUGCUGGUGGAGAGCAUGUGCGGUGGGGAGAGCUCUCAAGAGCUGGAGAAUGUGGGGCGCAUCGUCCAGGUGCUGAGGCUGCUCAGAGCUCUGCGUAUGUUGAAGCUGGGCAGACAUUCCACAGGCUUGCGAUCUCUUGGGAUGACUAUUGCACAGUGCUACGAAGAGGUUGGCCUGCUGCUGCUUUUUCUUUCUGUGGGAAUAUCUAUAUUUUCCACGGUGGAGUAUUUUGUUGAACAAGGUGUCCCUGGCACAACUUUCACAAGUGUGCCCUGUGCAUGGUGGUGGGCAACAACUUCCAUGACAACCGUUGGUUAUGGCGACAUUAGACCAGACACUACCACUGGCAAGGUAGUGGCCUUUAUGUGUAUAUUAUCGGGUAUAUUGGUCUUGGCUUUGCCUAUAGCUAUAAUAAAUGACCGUUUUUCUGCUUGUUAUUUUACACUGAAGAUAAAGGAGGCUGCUCUUCGACAGCGUGAAGCUUUAAAGAAGCUCACAAAGAACACAUCAACUGACUCAAAUAUCAAUGUUAAUUUGCGAGACAUAUAUGCUCGCAGUAUCAUGGAUAUGUUACGGUUAAGAAGCAGAGAGAGAGCAAGCACCAGGAGCAGUGGUGGAGAUGAUUUUUGGUUUUGA
This is a messenger RNA of Trachemys scripta elegans, 1500 nucleotides long. It is a transcript of the gene KCNV1, whose product is annotated as potassium voltage-gated channel modifier subfamily V member 1. The transcript has 3 exons. The record is from RefSeq and is a predicted model, not a curated record. The coding region runs from base 1 to 1500 and encodes 499 amino acids. Gene Ontology annotation, cellular component: voltage-gated potassium channel complex; membrane. Gene Ontology annotation, biological process: protein homooligomerization; potassium ion transmembrane transport. NCBI's taxonomy places the organism in Eukaryota, Metazoa, Chordata, Testudines, Emydidae. Gene Ontology annotation, molecular function: voltage-gated potassium channel activity; protein binding.